UCUCCCUCUCUCUCUCCCUCCUUCUCUCUUCUCUCUGUCCGCUCCCUCUCCUCUCUCUGCCCUCUAUCUUCUCCUCUCUCGGCCGGCGAGGCUAGAUCGAAGUUGCCCGCGCCCUUGCACUUGACUCCCAGAGCCGACUUCAUGGCUUCGCUGUAUCAGAGGAUCACUGGGCAGAUCAACACUUCCAGGUCUUACCCAGCCCCGGCUGAAGGCAGUCACCUCCUGGCUGGCCAAUACCCCGAAGACGACACCGCGGGCAAAAACGCACGACCCCUGGAAGAGAACCGGCCCCGCAUCCAGUACCAGCAGAGCGAAGACGAUGAGCUGGUUGGGAGUAACCCUCCACAGAGGAAUUGGAAAGGGAUAGCAAUUGCACUGCUGGUUAUUCUUGUCAUCUGCUCACUGAUUGUAACCUCUGUCAUCCUCCUUACUCCAGUUGAAGACAACAGCCUGGCCUUGAAGGCGAAAGUCACCAUCGACGAUCUCUUCACUGAAGAAUUCAAGGUUCAUGAUGUUGAGGCUGAGUGGAUCAACGGUUCUGAGCUGCUGUAUCGCACCUGGGAUGGAAACCUGGAGAGGUUGAACGUUGAAACCAUGGGCACGGGUCUUCUGAUGACAAACCGCAAAUUUCAAGAAUUUAAAGUCAGCAAAUAUGAAGUAUCGCCGGAUAUGAAGUUUGUUCUCCUUGCGUAUGACAUUGAACAGACUCACCGCCAUUCCUUCACAGCUCACUACACCCUGUGUAACCUGCACACAUGGGAGCACCUUGCCUUGAACCCACCGGAGGUGAAGAAUGCACGCUUGCAAUAUGCAGGCUGGGGCGUCCAAGGUCAACAACUGAUCUUCAUUUUCGAGAACAACAUCUUCUAUCUGCUGAACGUCAACAGCCGAGCUAUACGCCUGGUAGCAACUGGGAAGGAAGGGCUGAUUUUCAAUGGCCUGAGUGACUGGCUGUAUGAAGAGGAGCUCCUGAGAACCAACAUCGCCCACUGGUGGUCUCCAGAUGGUGCCAGGCUUGCCUAUGCCACGAUCAAUGACUCGAGGGUGCCCACCAUGGAAAUCCCGAUGUACCUCAACUCACUGUACCCGACCGGGAAAGUGUACCCUUAUCCAAAGGCCGGCCAAGAGAAUCCAACCAUCUCCCUCUACGUGGUGAAUUUAAAUGGGCCGACACAUACACGGGAGAUGAUCCCUCCAGAUGACACCAGAAUGAAGGAAUAUUAUGUCACCAUGGUGACAUGGGCAAGCAGCACUAAACUAGCGGUGAACUGGUUGAACAGACCCCAGAAUGUUUCCAUCUUGACCUUGUGUGAGGCAACAACGGGAAUUUGCACCAAGAAACAUGAGGAUGAAAGUGAAAGUUGGUUAUCCAGACAGAACGAGGCUCCUUUAUUCUCCAGAAAUGGAAGGAAGUUUUUUUUCAUCCGCCCCAAUCCACAGGGAGGCAGAGGGAAGUUCUACCACAUCGCAAUGUCGUCUGCUCAAGUUAACAAUACUAUCGAUAAUCUGCAAUCCAUCACCUCCGGCAACUGGGAUGUGACACAGAUUUUGACAUACGAUGAACUUCAUCAGAAAAUUUACUUUCUGAGCACAGAGGACUCUCCGUUACGGCGACAAUUGUACAGUGCAGAGACCAGCGGGACCUUUAACAGGCGCUGCCUGUCCUGUGAUCUGAUCCCAAACUGCACAUUCUUCAGCGCUUCAUUUAGUCACAACAUGCAUUACUUCCUGCUGUACUGCAAAGGGCCAGGAGUUCCAAAGGUCACAGUUCACAGCACCAGUAACAGGCAUGAAUAUUUUGUGCUGGAGAGAAACGAGAAGGUCGAGAAUGCCACUGAGAGCAAGCAAAUGCCCAAGAUAGAGUUCAAAGAAAUUCAAAUAAAAGAUUACACACUCACAAUGCAAAUUGUCAAGCCAGCAGGAUUCUCAGACCUGUCACGAUAUCCUUUGUUGCUUAUUGUUGGUGACAGUCCUGGUACCCAGAUUGUCACAGAGCAGUUCCAAGUAGAUUGGACAAGUGUGCUUGUUAGUUCAUUCAACGCUAUUGUGGUCAGAUUCGAUGGGCGCGGCAGCGGUUUCCAAGGAACCAAACUCUUGUACGAAAUAAAGGGAAAACUGGGAACCGUGGAAGAAAAAGAUCAAACGGAUGCUUUGAAGAUUCUCUUGAGGGAAACUUAUGUUGAUGUAACCAGGAUUGGAGUUUUUGGGCAGGCAUACGGUGGUUAUCUGACUUUGAUGUUACUCACAACAGAACACGACUUGGACAAAAAAGAUGCCUCAUUCAAGUGUGGAGUUGCACUUUCACCAAUAACAGACUUUAAACUGUACGCAUCUGCAUUCUCGGAACGAUAUCUGGGCAUGCUCAGCAAAACAGAACAAGGUUACGGGGUAUCAGAAGUUCCAUAUCGAGUGCUAAGGCUAAGAGAGGAAGAUCUAUUGUUAAUCCACGGGACUGCAGAUGAAACUGUCCACUUCCAGCACACGGCAGACCUAAUAACCCACUUAAUCAAUGCAAAGGCUAACUAUUCUUUGCAGAUAUACCCGGACGAGGGUCACUUCAUGGAGAAAGCAUCAGUCAAACAGCACCUGCACAAGUCCAUUGUUCGGUUCUUUGAGAAAUGCUUUAGUGCCCCUGACAAGGCCCCGUUAAAAACAGAAGUGGAGGAGGAAGAGGAUGAUUAGACUUUUUGAGCUGGGUGCCAAGCACAAGACAUCUCUUUUAUAGAUACGACUGAUUUUUGUUUUUUUUCCGAUACAGUGUUAUGUUAGCAUGUUUCAGAGACUGAGAGCAGCUUCACUGGUGUUACCGCUUUGCCAUAGGAAGAGGCUCCAGAAUAAGAUCCAAAGUUGGCGUUGUCGACUGUAGCAGAGCGACUGAUGUCCCCCCAACAUCCCGACAACAACCCCACCCACCCCUGCCGAGUGGUGUCAACUCCUGCGCUCCCUUGAGACUGGACGCAAGGGAAAUAAAAUGCCCUCAAAGGAUGGCUGAGGUGAGAAGUCUAGCAGGGCAACACCAUUACAGUGAACGACUUGUCAGAUACAACCAGACAUCAGCAACAAUGAACUCCACGCCCGGUUCACAUCGACAGACGGUCUUGAUAUCCGUGGCAAAUAGCACAACGGCAUCAGAGUGAUUCAACUUGCAGGGGGACCUCCACUAUUUGUAUCUCAUGUUCACAAGUCAUCGGAGCAGAAUUAGGUUGCUGGGCCCAUUGGGUCCACUCCGGGUCUACCACUUCCAAGUGUCCAGCUCCCCCUCCCCCACGUCCGGCCAGUGUUAUCCUCAGCGGUCCAAGCUGAAGGCUGGCACAUCACCUCCUCCUGCCCGAUUGUGCCAACCACUCCUCUCGCCCGUACGUUGGCUCAGUGCCCAUUUCCAAGGGAUUGGCCAGGCCACCCACCACCUCCAUCCACGAGGUAGACCAUCUCCAUUGCGGCCAACAGCGGGAAGGUUCUGCCGAUAAUUCCAAUGCUCUGAACCUUCUGGUGAUCUGAUCCCCACCCCCGUCGCCUCAAUGAACUAAACUCCCUCUUUCUUCCAUCAUGGUUGCUCUCCUGUUCAUUUUCAUGGAAGCUCCAUUUCGACCUGUCUCAGCAGUAACGAUGAAACCCAGCUCCAGCUCUCGGUCGUCGAAUCGUUUGCUCUUUACUUCAAUGAAUGUAUAUCCCAGUUGCUAACGAUAACAUGACAGAGUUCUCAAUGUACGUAUUUCUGUGUCUGUUUUUCUAAAGGUCAUCAGUGCAUGGCAGUGCAGCACUUCAUCCAUGCACUGUUGCAGAGUGCUUGCUUUAAGUGUGCCGUGGGAAGUGGACAAGUCUGAUUUCUUUGCACAGUGACUUUCGAAUUGCUUUCUCCCCCUUUGCACUUUUUCGCUCGCUUGCAGAUCAUUUUCUGGUGACAUUUCUUUAAUCCUCUGAGCACCACGGUCUUUACCUAUUAAUCACACUGCAGAAACUUAACAGCUCAUUCAACAGCUCUGUUGAUCCUGUGAAGCUAAGAUGCCGGCAAUCAGAGGGUAAAUUGCAACCAGUUCUCAGAAGUGAUUUGCUACUGUAAAAUACAAUUUGGUGUUGAAUAUUAUAUGACCAAGCAAGAUGAACAACAGUAUCCAAAGUGUUCAUAAGUGUUCUUUAAAAAAAAAGAAAAUAGCAUCCGAACGUCUCUCAUAUAAGCUUUAAUGAUUCUGUAAUACAUUGCGAUUUUGUUUUAAAAAGACAUAGAAUUGGACAUCAUACAAACCUUGAAGCCUACACCAUCUGACUAUUCGUGAUGCCUAACUAUGCUCCACCUGAAACCCCUCUGCUCCUUUCCAUUCCACACACUGGUUAAACAUGGUAAUUAGAUUUGCCUCCACUAUCCUCUCCAGAAACUCAUUUAAAAUAUUCACCACCCUCUGUGUGAAAAGCUUAUUUCUCACAGUGUCUUUAACUUGCUCCCCUCACAUUUUAAAUCCGUGCCCACUGGUACUGAACUCUCCUGUCCUUGCAGAAUAAUUCUGGUUUUCUACCCAAAAAGACACAAAGUGCUAGUGUAUCUCGGUAGGUCAAGCAAAAUCUCUGGAGAACAUGGAUAGAUUUAGUUUAGUUUAUUGCCACGUGUAUCGAAGUACAGGGAAAAGCUUUUUGUUGCGUGCUAUCCAGUCAGCAGAAAGACUAUACCUGAUUACAAUCAAGCCGUCCACAAUGUAAUGUUUAGGUUGGAGACCUGUCUGAAGAAGGGUCUUGACGUGAAAUGUCACCAAUCCAUGUUCUUCAGAGAUGCUGCCAGACCUGCUGAGUUACUCCAGUGCUCUGUGUUCUUUUGUGUAUUAACCAGCUCUUUGUUUCUACAAUCAGAUUUUCUAUUUCAUCUGCACCUGUCAUCAUUUUGUAAAUCUCUGUAAUGUAAACUUGCAACCUCUUACAUUCCAGUUAGAAUUGACCCAGCCUCUCUCCUCAUAACUGCAGCCUUCCUUUCCGAGCAACAUUCUGGAGAAUCUCUUCUGCAUUUUCUCUAUUGUUGCCAAAUCCUUCCUGUGUUGUGUAUUUACACAAUACUCUAAGUUCGCCGCGGUCUAAGCAACGCUUUGUACAACACCAACGUGACAUCCCCACUCAAAGCCUCAACCAAGGCAGGCAAACAUACCAAAUGUCUUGGAGGAACUUAAAGCAAUUUGUUUUGUGAUCAAGAUUUGUGAUCGUGAUUCCAGCAUUUGCAGCCUCCUACAAUACAAAAUCCCUACCCUAUCCUGCUGUGUCAUCACGUUCGACAGGCUAUGUACUUGCACCCCAGGGAAUCUACACACAAUGUUCGUAGGGUCUUGAUGGUAUUGUUCACUUUUUUUUAGAUACCCUGAAAUUAAACAGGUGGGGAAAAGGGAUUGCAGCAUCUUGACAGCAAUUUAUUACUCAGAGGAUUAAAAAUGCAGAUAUUUCCUUUAAAAUCACUUCAUUGGAUGCUUUGAGUAUUUUGCCCAUUGAUGUCAUCAGUGCCUAAUUUUGCAAAUUUGCUCAGCUUCCAGGGAGAUUUUUUUCCUCUAAGCUCUCUCGUUUUUGAAGAUUAAUAAAGAUAUUGGUAUAAAUUCACCAUGAACAGCAGGUAGGCUUAUCUGGAGAUAGGUUUGGUUAGGAAUAAUAACAAUGUGCAUAAACAUUGAGAAGAGCAGUGAAGAUUUUAAAGGCUAAGAUGUCACUAUUCUGGGAACAUUGCAAAUACUGGGCUUGUAUUCUUUCGAGUUUCAUAGUUCAAGGAGUGAACUGGUUGGUGUGUUCAGAGAUGUCCUCUGUUGGGAGUGAGGGGAUCGGAGAAGAAGGACGCAAAGCCGUAAAGUUAGAGCCAGGAUCGAUGUAGGCAAACAAAACUCCAAGGAUCUGAUGCUGACUGACUGUAAGGAUGAUAGAACAGGAUCAACCAGUGCCUUCGAAAGGGAAUUGGAUAGGCACAAGGCAGGCACGUUAACUUAUAACUUACACUGAUUCCAAAGGAGGCUGGUUGGCCCAUCAGGUCCAUGCUAGCUCUCAGCAGGGUGGGCACAGUGGCACAGCGGCAGAGUUGCUGCCUUACAGCAGCAGAAACCCGGGUUCGAUCCUGACUAUGGGUGCUGUCUGUACGGAGUUUUCACCUUCUCCCUGUGACCUGUUUGGAUUUUCUCUGGGAUCUCUGGUUUCUUCCUAUACUGCAAAGACGUGCAGGAUUGUAGGCUAAUUGACCCGGUACAAUUGUAAAUUAUCCCUAGAGUGUGUAGGAUAGUGUAAAUGUAUGGGGAUUGCUGGUCGGCGUGGACUCGGUAAGCCUGUUUCCACACAGUGUCUCCAAACUAAACUAAAACUAAGAGUUAUCCCAUUCUCCAUCUCCAUUAUCCCUAUAUCCCUGCAACUUAUUCUACUCAAAUGUGCUCAUAAACUUUCCUUUCGAUUAUUCUUGCCGUUAGCCCACACUGAGGAUAAUUUGGAGUGGCGGCUAACCUACUAACGUGUCUUUGGGAUGUGGGAGAAAGCCAAGUACCUGGGAGAGAGUAUUAUCUCCAUAGAGUCAUAGCCAUGUGGAAACAGGCCCAUCGGCCCAACCUGCCCAUGCUAACCAACCUGUCCAUCUACACUGGCCCAUACCCCUCUAAACCUGUCAAGUUCGUGUGGCUGUCUAAAUGUUUCUUAAACGUGCUUCCAAAUGGAACAUCAAAUAGAAACAAGGUCUCUGAAGCCCAGAGGCAGCAGCACUAACUGCUGCAACUUUACGCUGCCCAAAUAAAGAGAAAGGACAGGGCAAUAUGACUCAAUAGAGCCCUUGGAUUUCAUUGUCCAAAUGAACAACUGGCCCAUACCAAUCUAUGUUUCUGUGUGUGGGUGUUACCACAUCAUUGUACUCAUCCCUAAAUUUGGUUUGAUUUAGAUGUACAGCCAGUAAAUAGGCCCUUCGGUCCACCGAGUCCGCACCGACCAGCGAUCCCCGCACACUAACACUUGUCCUACACUCACACAUUUACACCAAGCCAAUUAACCUACAAACCUUAACGUCUUUGGAUUGUGGGAGAUCAUACACGCAGGUCACGGGAAAACCUACAAACUGCGUUCAGACAAGCACCCAUUGUCAGAAUUGAAGCAGGGUCUCUGGUGCAGUGAGGCAGAAGCUCUAUUGCUGUGCCACUGUCAUUGUUGUCUUGUUCCAUUGACCAUAUCUGUGAUAUAACUGCAACCACUGGACGAUAUUCUUAGAGGUACUCAGCGUUCAAAGACAAGUUUCUGCCCCACCCCUUUAAGUUGUAACUAGACCUCAUCCAAUCCCAACUCCUCUCCCCUUUCAGAAACCUUUCAGUAACAGAAUGUUAUGGGUACAUGCGAACAGCACUCACUUUCAAUACAAUAUGGGCCCUGCACGCAGCUCCCUCCAAACCUGCUGAGUUUUAAACCCCUGUUUUCAGUGACUCCUCCCUUAUGGUAUUUACCUACUUCUUAAGCCAAUGUCGGCCUCGACAAACCGUGCCCCCAAAACCUAGCCGCAGGUCCUGAAUACUCCCUGUGGGAACCCCCCCCCCCCCCCCUCCCUUGGAUUGCUCUUGAUCAACCCCCUACCCCAGUUCUAAAUCUCACCACUCUUGUUUGUGGCAUCCAAGGUCAUCUUUCUCCAGUGUGGUGACUCAGGAUGUGUGUGGGACCAAGAAGAAGAUGGAGCCAGACUAUCAAAGUGCUAACUAAAAAAUCCAUUGCAGUCCUAUUGUUACCAUCAAGUUACCAUCGGACUACCAGCCCUGUGCUAUAACGUUAUAGUUCAGUCACACUCACGUUAGAAGCCCAUGUUAGUAAACCUUGCUGUCUAAUUAUCAAUAACUAUACUAUAGAUGCAUUUAUGCCAUUGCUUUAAACAUCUCAUUUUCAUCAAUGCUCUGUAUGUAAAACUGUCUCACUGUACUUGAGUGAGUUGAAGAUAUCAUUUCCUACCAAACUUACUAAAUAAACGAUAUUAAAUCCUGAGAUCCCUCAA
Leucoraja erinaceus (little skate) is the source of this 7960-nucleotide messenger RNA. It is a transcript of the gene dpp6a, whose product is annotated as dipeptidyl-peptidase 6a. NCBI's taxonomy places the organism in Eukaryota, Metazoa, Chordata, Chondrichthyes, Rajiformes, Rajidae. The record is from RefSeq and is a predicted model, not a curated record. Bases 142 to 2682 code for a protein of 846 amino acids. Gene Ontology annotation, biological process: proteolysis. Gene Ontology annotation, molecular function: serine-type peptidase activity; dipeptidyl-peptidase activity. The transcript has 26 exons.